UGGAAGAGAGGCGAGUUCCCCAGCAACGCAUGCAACGCCAAUAACGGCACAUAGGCUCAGAUUGGACACUGUAAUUCAAUUGGGAAUGGGAAAGUAGAGUCUAACGCAUCAGUAUGCAGUGCAGCCUCAAUCAGUGAUCAUCCAUCAUCGUACACUUUGCUAAAUGGAGUUUUAUGUUCAGAGCGAUUUGAUCCAGACAGAAGCAUGUGAUAUCGAGUUUCACGGAAGCAAUGGAGUGAACUGGUAGUUUGAGAACUGUGAGACUCCUUGAUGGUACCGAUUUUGAGUUUUAAGUUAUUAGCUAGAAAGUGAACCACGAAGUGAUUUCCCGAUACUUGAAAUAUCAUUCAGUGCAAUACAUUUGUCGGCAACAGAGACAAGAGCCCUCAAACCUUUUGAUUGGCUGCGGUUAGUGCCUUCUGCAAGGAAAGCCAUAAUCCGGCUAACUGUCGACAAUCAAUAGUGAUUUUGAAUCUUGCUCGUUUUCAACAAUCCUGAAGCGGAAAAUGGACGACAUCAAGGCGGCAUUGGCGGAUGCUGAUCCAUUUGCCAGUUGGUGGCCCUUCAUUAUUUCCGGGAUUGUGUUUCUCAUCGCUACAGUGAGGUUGUACAUGGGUGGUCAGGUAUGUCCAAAUACAAACACCAUCCGGGACCAGAUCGUGGUGGUAACUGGCGCCAAUGGUGGCAUAGGCAGGGAACUGUGUAAAGAGCUCGUACGUCGUUCGGCUCACGUCAUAAUGGCCUGCCGUAGCAUGGAGAAUGGUGACCGAGUAAUGCAAUCAAUCAUUCGUGAGAUUCCCGGUGCUUCGCUGGAACUUUUGCCGCUGGACCUGCGAUCCUUCGACUGCAUCAGGCGGUUCGCACGAGAGCUACAGACACGUCAUACGCAGAUCGAUGCGUUGGUUAACAAUGCCGGUAUCAUAUUUCACCCGGAAGAGCAAACCGUCGAUGGGUUCGAGACGCAUCUACAGUGCAAUUAUUUAGGGCCUUUUUUGCUAACUCAGCUGCUGUUGCCGAUGCUGGAGCGAGCUCAACAAGGCAGGGUAAUUAAUGUUUCCGCCCAUGGAUACACAGCGGGCAAGAUGAACAUUGAGGAUCCGCUCAACGUUGGAAGCUGGGCGCCCAGGUAUCAUGCGAGGGAUGCAUUCUCCCAUUCCAAACUGGCCAUUACGAUGGCUACUCGAGCGCUAGCCGGGAAGCUGAAAGCUUCAAAAUCCUCCGUCACAGUGAAUGUGUGCAGUCCCGGCUUGGUUCGUGGAACAGACCAUCUCCGAUAUUCCCCCGUUAUGAAGGCACUGUUUGCCAAAGUGUUCACUUACCCUUGGAUGUGGUUAUUUAUGAAAACUCCGUACCAAGGGGCCCAGACGAUGGUUCGGCUGGCAACUGAUCCGGCACUCAGCACAACAUCGGGCGAGUUUUUCAAUGACUGUGAGCAAACGGACGUAUCUGAACUGGCAAAGGACGAUCAAAUGACGGAGAAGUUGUACAAAGAGACUAUGAAGGCGUUAAAACUUUAACUCUCAGCAGAACAGUUGAACCAAACAGUUGCACAAGCGAGAUUCAUCCAUUUUUUGGCAUUUAUUUAUUAUUCAAUGGAAAGCGAUGUUCAAAUUAUGCUACAAGUAAAGAUUUUUACUGGAAAUUGGUCGAAA
Messenger RNA from Malaya genurostris, 1652 nucleotides. Its product is annotated as retinol dehydrogenase 12. Lineage: Eukaryota; Metazoa; Arthropoda; Insecta; Diptera; Culicidae. Bases 507 to 1517 code for a protein of 336 amino acids. The record is from RefSeq and is a predicted model, not a curated record. The transcript is spliced from 5 exons.